GAAAAUCAAUCACUGAUCACUUGAGUUAGUCCAUCGAUUCCAUCAACUCAUAAUGAAGACCUUCAUCGCAAUUACACUCCUAGCCCUGUGCUCCCUGGCACUCUGUGAAGAUGAAGUCGUGGAGAACGCAGCCGCUGUAGCAGAAAAUCCCACCGAGGAGGUUGCAGCUGAAGAUGUUGUGAGGGAGGUGCGAUCCCACGGUUACUCUGGCGGACAUGGUGGUUCCAGCGGACAUGGUGGUCACGGCGGACACGGAGGACAUGGUGGUCACGGUGGACAUGGCUAUGGUCAUGGACACCAAGCAGGUCACGCUUCUGGUGGACACGGACACGGCUAUGGUGGUCAUGGUCAUGGUCAUCAAGCUUAUGGUCAUGGCAAAGGUUAUGGUGGUCACAGCGGCGGCUCCAGCCACGGAGGACAUGGUGGGCACGGUGGACACGGCGGGCACGGACACGGACAUGGUGGUCACGGACACGGAUACCGCGCUGCUGCUGAAGAUAGCCCCAACAUGGCUGAAGCCCCUGCCGCCAAAGCUCAAAGCUAUGCCCCACUUGUAGCCUCCGCCUAUGGACAUGGACAUCAUGAAGGACAUGGUUACGGGCACCACGGUCACCAUGGCGGUCACCACGGUGGGCACGGAUAUGGACACCACGGAGGUCACCACGGUGGUCACGGAUAUGCCCACGCUGGACCAGCCAAGAGCUACGCUUACCACUCGCCAGCUCCCCAUGUACCAUGCGGUCACAACCUUCUCUUCGGAUGCCACCCCAGUGUAGCUCCAGCCCCAUGCGCCGCCCACCACGGAUACGGACACCACCACCAUGGCUACUAAAUACACCACCAAUGGCUUUCUGAUGAAAAUUAAAUUUGUACUCCCUUAGGAAUAUUUUAAUAAAAUCAAGUCAAACUUA
This is a messenger RNA of Lutzomyia longipalpis, 911 nucleotides long. RefSeq lists its product as uncharacterized. The transcript has a single exon. NCBI's taxonomy places the organism in Eukaryota, Metazoa, Arthropoda, Insecta, Diptera, Psychodidae. The coding region runs from base 53 to 832 and encodes 259 amino acids. The record is from RefSeq and is a predicted model, not a curated record.